AACAAAGUAUCUAUGAAUCACCUACUCGAACAGAUUACUCUUCCUUGUGAUAAAAUAAUUGGCUUAUGCAAGUGGAAUUCAGUGGAAACUGAUUGUGGAGAAAUUUUUGAAAAAGUUAUAACACCAGAAGGUCAUUGUUGCACGUUCAAUUAUCACAUUCAUACAAAGCAAGAGCUUGAAAAAAGUGACAUGAGAACAAUAUGGCUCAGGUAUCACUACUGGUCUAAAACUGACUCUGUUCAGCAACUUCUCGGAUGCUUUCAAUAG
This is a messenger RNA of Nilaparvata lugens (brown planthopper), 267 nucleotides long. Its product is annotated as pickpocket protein 28-like. Gene Ontology annotation, cellular component: membrane. Bases 13 to 267 code for a protein of 84 amino acids. Gene Ontology annotation, biological process: sodium ion transport. Lineage: Eukaryota; Metazoa; Arthropoda; Insecta; Hemiptera; Delphacidae. The record is from RefSeq and is a predicted model, not a curated record. The transcript is spliced from 3 exons. Gene Ontology annotation, molecular function: sodium channel activity.